GCCUGCCUCCGUGUUGCGGAUACAUUUGCUGUUGCUCUGUUGUUCUAUAAUGUCUGGAAGAGGAAAGACCGGAAAGGCCCGCGCCAAGGCGAAGACCCGCAGCUCCCGGGCGGGACUCCAGUUCCCAGUCGGCCGUGUCCACCGUCUCCUGCGGAAAGGUAACUACGCCGAGCGGGUCGGCGCUGGCGCCCCGGUGUACUUGGCGGCGGUACUGGAAUACCUGACGGCUGAGAUCCUGGAGCUGGCCGGGAACGCCGCGAGGGACAACAAGAAGACCCGCAUCAUCCCGCGGCACCUCCAGCUGGCUGUACGCAACGACGAGGAGCUGAACAAACUGCUCGGCGGCGUUACUAUCGCCCAGGGAGGUGUUCUGCCCAACAUCCAGGCCGUGCUGCUGCCCAAGAAGACCGGCCAGGCGGCACAGAGCUCCGGCAAGGCGGGAAAGAAGGCCUCUUCUCAGUCCCAGGAGUAUUAGCCCGCCGGCUAACUUUAACUGAAAAACACAACGGCCCUUUUCAGGGCCACCCACCCAUUCACCGAAAGAGCAGUGUGUCCUGUGUAUUUACAUUUCUUUCUUCCCUUUCUGUCUGUGACUUAUUAAAAACGUGGUUUUGUAUCCUGAA
This is a messenger RNA of Thalassophryne amazonica, 623 nucleotides long. RefSeq names its product histone H2AX. Gene Ontology annotation, molecular function: DNA binding; structural constituent of chromatin; protein heterodimerization activity. Gene Ontology annotation, cellular component: nucleosome. The transcript has a single exon. Bases 50 to 475 code for a protein of 141 amino acids. The record is from RefSeq and is a predicted model, not a curated record. Lineage: Eukaryota; Metazoa; Chordata; Actinopteri; Batrachoidiformes; Batrachoididae.